AUGGAAGAAACUAAGAAAGAAAUAGAUUCCAAGUCUAAUGAACCUCCAAGUAAAAAGCAGAAAACUGAAAUAGACAAUGAAACUAAUAAUGAAGUCAAAGGUGAAGAUAAUUCCCCAGAGAAGGCUGUACAGAAACCUAUUACAGAAGAAGAUGUUGGUAUUACAGAAUAUAUCAGUGAUCACAGGGGAUUUUCCGCUAUAAUCAAACAAAGAUAUUCAGAUUUUAUAGUGAAUGAAAUUAACAGCAAUGGUGAAAUUGUCCAUUUAACAUCCUUUGAUCUGCCUCAACAAGAAAAGGUUUGUGAAACUAAGCUUUUUGAAACAGAUGUAAAUGUAAUUAAUGAAGAAGAUCAGAAAAAAUUACAUGAUAUGGUAGAAAAUACAGAUUAUGAACAAUCAGUUUUAAUACAGGUAUUUAAAGACAAUAAAGAAGCCCGGACCAAAAUACAUUUAGCUAUUCGAGAACAUUAUGCCUUACUAGAAAGUUCUACAGUGGAUGGUGACAAUGGGAAGUCUAAAGUAAUAAAAGUUAUUUAUCCAAAAUCUAAAGCUAAGCGGGAUUCCAGGUGGGCAGCUAGCAGACCUAAAUAUUGUAAAUUUGUUUUAUAUAAAGAAAAUAAAGAUACUAUGGAUACAAUUAGUUUGAUUUCUAAAAAUAUGAGACUGAAUGCCAAUCUAUUUUCCUAUGCUGGAACAAAAGAUAAAAGAGCUAAAACAACACAAGAAAUAACAGUUUUUAAAGUGGAGGCUGAGAGAAUAAAAAGUUUAAAUGAUAUCCUGAGAAAUAUGGGCUUUGGAAAUUUCCAGUAUGUGAGUUCACCGCUGAGACUAGGCCAGGCUAAAGGAAACCAUUUUACUAUAGUUUUAAGGAAUGUGGAAGCUGAAAAUGAAGUCAUAGAAAAAGCUGUAAAAUCUCUGAAAUCUAAAGGUUUUAUUAAUUAUUUUGGUAUGCAGAGAUUUGGUACAACAACAAUAUCUACACAUGAUAUAGGAAGAGCUAUAUUACUUGGAAAUUAUGAACUAGCUGUAGAUUUAUUACUGAGACCUAGAGAUGGUGAUGAUGAGAGUAUGGUAGAAUGUAGAAAAAUAUGGCAAGAAACUAAAGAUAGUAAAGAAAUGCUAAAAAAAUUACCACCACAUCAUAGUAUAGAACAAAAUGUUUUAUAUGUGCUUUCUAAACACGGUGCUAAUAUGUUCUAUAAUGCUUUGCAGGCAAUUCCUCGUAAUACCCGGUUAUUAUAUGUACAUAGUUAUCAGAGUUAUAUCUGGAAUACUGUGGUAUCUAAACGUAUUCAAUUAUAUGGUUUCAAUAUUACUGAGGGAGAUCUAAAGGAAACACCAAUUUUUAUAAGUAAAGAUAAUAUAGAUAAAUAUACAAUAUAUGAUGUAGUAUUACCAUUACCUGGUUAUAAUAUGGUUUAUCCUCAAAAUAAUAUUGGUGAAUGCUAUAAAGAAAUGUUACUGAAAGACUCUAUUGAAUUAUCUACUAUGAGAACAAAACAAAGAGAAUAUUCAUUAUCUGGUACAUACAGAAAGAUAUUAGUUAAACCUAAUAAUGUAGAUAAAGAUAUAUUAUUAUAUAAUGAUACUACUAUAUCAUUAACUACUAGUGAUUUAGAUAGACUUAAUGGUGAACCUGAACCUAUAUCUAUACCAGAUGGUAAAUUCAAAGCAUUAAAAAUAGAAUUUUCUCUACCACCAGCAGCUUAUGCUACCAUGGCUCUUCGUGAAAUAUUAAAGAUAAAUACAUCAGCUGCUCAUCAAACAACAUUAAAUAUUUCCUAG
Molecule: messenger RNA, 1785 nt
Organism: Lottia gigantea (owl limpet)
Lineage: Eukaryota; Metazoa; Mollusca; Gastropoda; Lottiidae
Exons: 15
Coding region: 1-1785 (594 amino acids)
Biological process (GO): pseudouridine synthesis
Cellular component (GO): nucleus
Molecular function (GO): pseudouridine synthase activity; RNA binding
Source: RefSeq, a predicted model, not a curated record